This is a messenger RNA of Mercurialis annua (annual mercury), 1440 nucleotides long. RefSeq names its product patatin-like protein 3. Gene Ontology annotation, biological process: lipid metabolic process. The record is from RefSeq and is a predicted model, not a curated record. Bases 66 to 1313 code for a protein of 415 amino acids. Lineage: Eukaryota; Viridiplantae; Streptophyta; Magnoliopsida; Malpighiales; Euphorbiaceae. Gene Ontology annotation, molecular function: monoacylglycerol lipase activity; glycerophospholipase activity. The transcript has 8 exons.
UUAGAUUGUUUGGAUCAUAAUAUUUCUUUAUUAAUGCUAUUACGUGAGCUCACAUCUUUAACAAAAUGCUAAUCAAACUUGAAUUUGACCAGCUAAACAAAAUGCAGAGAAGGAUAAGUUUAAAAAAUCAGCCUCCAACAUAUGGUAAUCUUAUUACUGUUCUUAGUAUUGAUGGUGGAGGAAUCCGAGGAAUAAUUCCUGGGGUCAUUCUUGAUUUUCUUGAAUCUAAACUUCAGGAGAUUGAUGGUGAGGAAGCAAGGCUAGCAGAUUAUUUCGAUGUGAUAUCAGGAACAAGUACGGGUGGUUUGAUAGCUACCAUGUUAGCUGCACCAAAUCAAGAGGAACGCCCACUAUAUGCUGCCAAAGACAUUGUUCCUUUUUACCUUCAACAUGGCCCUAAUAUUUUCCCACAAACUAAAGGAAUUUUUUCUGGCAUAUCGAAUCUCGGAAAAGCUCUCACCGGGCCAAAGUACGACGGGAAGUAUCUACAUGAGCUACUAAGAAGUAUAUUAAAAGACACAAAGUUGAACGAAACCAUUACGAAUUUGGUUAUACCAGCUUUUGACAUCAAGAAAAUGCAGCCUACUAUCUUCUCUUCUUACAAGGUGGCAGCUUAUCCAGUUUUAGAUGCUAAGCUAUCAGAUAUAUGCAUAGCUACAUCUGCAGCUCCAACAAUAUUCCCAGCUUAUUCUUUCAAGAAUCGAAAUUCUGAUGGGAAACUGGAAGAAUUUCAUCUUAUUGAUGGUGGCAUAGCAGCCAGUAAUCCAACUUUGGUUGCGAUUGGAGAAGUAACAAAGCAGACAAUGAACAAGAACCCGGAUUUCUUCCCGAUCAAGCCAACGGAUUAUGCCCGGUUUCUGGUGAUAUCGCUCGGGACAGGGUCGAGCAGUGAUCGGAACAAAUACGAUUCAGAAAUGACAUCAAAAUGGGGAGUGAUAAGCUGGUUAUUUCACAAAGGAGAUACUCCAAUUAUUGAUUGCUAUAGUAAAGCUAGCACCGAUAUGGUUGAAUAUCACAAUUGUGUUGUUUUUCAAGCCCUUCAUUCAGAAGAUAACUACCUACGAAUCGAUGAUGAUAACCUGUCGGGAGACCUGAGUUCGACGGAUUUAUCGACGGAAGAGAACAUGGAAGGUCUUGUAAACGUGGGGAAGAAAUUAUUGAAGAAUCCAGUUUGUCGUAUAAAUGUGGAAACUGGAGUGUAUGAGCCGGUUGAAAAUGGUGGUACUUAUGAAGAAGCCCUUCUAAGGUUUGCAAAUUUACUUUCGGAAGAAAAGAAGAUUCGAGAAGCUAGAUCACCAAAUACUACGAAAUAAGAAUUGAAAAGUUGAUUUGUUUAAUUUAUUAUUAUUAUUUUCUUCUAGGAGAUUCAAUAUUGAACUUUUGUGGACCGAUUUGUUUGUAUUAUUAUUCUUCAAACUGUAAAUGUUGUGUUUUGUUUCA